AUGCGAACCGGCAUUUACCCCAUUCCGAGUAUCACCUAUAGAUUGCUUCAUGAAAUCUUAAAGAACUUGGGCGAGUAUAACAGAAUAAUUGCCAUUACUAUUAAAAAUUAUUCGACGCAAAUAGUUCUUGAGGACCCUAAAGUAUAUUUUCAAAAUGGAACGGCAGAUUCUAAUCUUCCUUUGAAUCGAGUUACAAAUGGUAAUGGCCUGGUUUGGAGUGCCCGUAAGAUUUCAGGCGCGAUGUUUGGAACCAGGGGAGUUAUAGUUUAUCAUAUUAAAGAUCGUAAAGUAUCUUUAGUCUUUAUGUGGUCUGUUCCUUUUAACUCCGUCUUUUACAAAAAUUUAUGGAAUGUUAAAGUUUAUGAUGGAUUUGUCAAAGCUAAUCAGGACUUAAUCGAUCAUUUAUGCCAUGACAAUUCUUAUUACGGAGACAGUAGCGUUUAUCAUGGCACCAUUUGUUCUUAUUUGCGAUGCGUAGGAUCUAUGGGAGCUUCUUCAACGCCUACAGUUGAGGCAAAACCACGAAAAGUUAAGACGGGUGGCAAAAAUUUGAAGCGGCUGGCAAAUGAUUCGCCAGGUGAUAAAAUUUCAACUGAUAGUAAACCUAUCAAAACCUUUAAUAGGUUUUGCCUCGAAACAAGUGUAGCAGAAAUAUUAGAUGCUGAGUUUCGAAUUAUUUUCCCACACGGGGAACGAGGCUCGAUAUUACAAGCCAAAACCCUAUUUGGCAUUGAUUUCUUUGUGAAGAGGUACUAA
Molecule: messenger RNA, 756 nt
Organism: Funneliformis geosporum
Lineage: Eukaryota; Fungi; Glomeromycota; Glomeromycetes; Glomerales; Glomeraceae
Source: the annotation of a GenBank genome assembly